UCCAUAAACUCGAAUCUCCUUCCUGAUAAGAGAGAGAGAGAGAGAGAGAGAGAGAGACGAGACGAGACCGGCCACGAAAAAAAAAUAAUGGAUCAAGAUACCCAGGACCGCGACGUCGUUGGCCAGAAUUAUUCCGCUUUCCGCGACUGUCUCGGGGACCCUGUCAUCCGCGCUCUCGCUGUACCGCCAUCAGACUCCUCCUUCUCUGGGAUAGAGACGAGCCGGAAGAAGAGAAGGGAGAUGAGGAAGGACAAGAAGAAGAAAAAGAAGAAGGAGAACAAUAAAAGUGAGGUUAUUGGCGGGAAGAAGGAAGGUAGCAAGGGAGAAGGAGGGAAUGGUCAUGGAGAUGGAGAUGGGGACGAAGAGGAGGAUAUCAUGGUGGAUACUGGCGUAGCAGAGCCGUUGAGCAGAGCAUCUGAGACCAGGGGAGGUGGAGAUGAGGAGCAUGGCGAGAUGGGUGGCGGCGGUGGUGAUGAAUUGGGCGACUUCAUCGAGUACCUAACAAGUCUGAUAUUCCCCUCGCUCCCUCCCGCCCUCCGGACUCUAACCCACUCAACCUUCCAAACGUCCCAAAAGCUGCAAGCCACCUACACAACCCCGCUCCCGCCGUCCACAAUAACAGCCCUGUUAACGCCAUUCCCCCCGACCGCCAUCGACGCUCUGGAAUCCGCAUCGCUGCUCCCCCAUUCCUCCGAUGCGACGGACCACGUCAACUUCUUCGCGCCAGUGUUGAAUAGUUACGUCGGUGCGGUGACUGCGCCGCCCCCGCUGUGGAGUACGACCAGGACUGCCGAGUGCGAGCUGUGUGCGCGGGAGUGGAUUCCGUUGACGUAUCAUCAUUUGAUUCCGAGGUCGACGCAUGAGAAGGUGUUGAAGAGGAGGUGGCAUCGCGAGGACGUGCUGGAUAGUGUCGCCUGGCUGUGUAGGGCCUGCCACUCGUUUGUGCACCGUCUGGCUUCCAACGAAGGACUGGCCAGAGGGUUUUACACCAUGGACCUGGUUAGGGAGGGCGGAGUUGAAGGCGAGAAGAGGGAGCAAGUCGAGGGAUGGGUCAAGUGGGUCGGCGGAGUCCGAUGGAAGAGCAGGUAG
Periconia digitata is the source of this 1089-nucleotide messenger RNA. Lineage: Eukaryota; Fungi; Ascomycota; Dothideomycetes; Pleosporales; Periconiaceae. The record is from the annotation of a GenBank genome assembly.